GAUGUUAAUGAAACUGCCAAGGCAAAGUUCAACAAUGGGAAGUAUUUCCACAAGCCACUAAACAAAAUGUCUUCACUGCCAUCCAACUUCACUUUCCGAGGGCAGAAGGAAGUGAUUGAUGCAUCUCGAAAGGAGCACAAUACUCCCCCAUCUUCCCCUGGAACUACAGACAAGCAAGGAGAGGCAGCGUACACAAUCCCAAGUAUAAACAUUAAUGGGAUGGGCUAUGAAGUAGAGGGGGAACCCUCCACUACACAAAUGCCUCCAUUCUCCCAUGAAUCUGACCUUUACAAUCCCAACGUGAAGAAACCGUCACCUGAUGAGCCUGAGAACAAGGUCGCUAUCACAGAUCUUCGUCAAGUUCCACUGGAGCAGCACCACGGGGGGGCAAGACCUAGGUCAAGCCCUCCUUCACAAGAACAUGUAGAAAAAGAAGAUGAAAAGGUAGUAACUAAUGCAGCACCUUUAGCAGAAACAUGGGAAGGAGAUGAUGAAAUUAGUGGAAGUGAGAGUAUUGGGCGGGGACCUAAUUCGCCAAAGCUUCAAGAACCUGGGAGCCCUUCAACACAGCAGGCUAUGAGGCAAUCUCGUUGGUACAACCGUCGAAGGGUAAGUAAUGGGGGUGGGCGCAAGGUGAGCUUAGAUGACUCUCUCACUCAGUCGCUGAUGGCCAGCUUUGAUGUGCCAGAACUUGGAGGACAUUUAGAUAUGGAUUCUACUUCAUGCUCAGUGUGCUCUAGUGAAGAAGCAUCAGCUAAUUCCCAUCGGUCAUCAGGGCCCUCUCCAUUGGCAACAACAACAUCUGGACCUUCCACAGCAUUGGAUAAUACCCAAGUUCUGAGUCCCUUCCCACAAGUACUUCCACCACCACCAAAAGUUUUUGCUGACGAUGAUGAUGAUGAUGAUGCUACAUUGGCAUCAAGUACAGACUCUUUUACACUGGAGGGAUGUCCACCUGACUUGCCCUCACCUGAUGCAUCCUCUGGUGAUGAUGCUGGAGGUCUUUCCAAAACUAUAUCACCACAUUCUUCCCCCUCUCCCCAUUUAUCUUCUCCUCUAAGUGAUGCACCUCCUAUUUCAUCUAAUAAAAACCUUAAUAUUCAUUCAUUAAAUUCUCAGAGUUCCUCUCUCUCCACACAACUAUCACCAACUGCAAUUUCAGAUCCACUUCCAGCACCACAAUCCUCUUCAAUGGGUGAACUACCACAUUAUGUGCAUCCAUUUAGUUCCCUUGAUGAACUAAGAGUUGCAGGGUAUGUCCAGGCUUCUUCUCACACCUCUAGUCUCAGACUGAAAGACUCCCACCCUUCCCACUGUGAGAGUAGCCAGCCUAGGUACACAGAAACCAUUGGGUUACAGCUGGGAGUUUCAAAGCGUUCCACAUCUCAUUCUGGGUCACGUGGAUUUCCAGCUGGACAGAAAUGUUACAUACGUGGACGGAACCAAAGUAGACCCUCUGGCCCCAAGUCCUAGUGGGAAUUGUGCUAGUAGGGAUUGUGUGCCAUCCAAGCUAGUGAUUGCCAAAAAAAAAGAAAAAAAAACAAUCUGCUCAUGAAGUUCUCAGUUGAUGUAUUUGAGCACUUUGCUGUGUGCCAGAUGUUACAUUAUCAAAAGUGUUGCCAAAUAUAUAUUAGGAUGUAUUUGAAGUUACCUAUGUUUUUUAUAUGAAACUCAGUAGUGUAUACUGGCUUUAGAACAUUUGGUGGUAAUGACAUAUGAGUGAUAUCAUCCCAGAGAUUAGGUAAGUUGCAAUAGUCAAGAAACUCCAGUUACUGUAGAAAACAAGUGCUUGCAGUGGGUACAGAUUUUGCCCAGCUUAUCCUAAGGUUCAUAAACACAUCAUGGUCAUAUUCAUGUUAUUAAUUUGUUAAAGUCCUUCAUUGUCUAUUGGGUCAUGCAUAAUAGCAGUUAGUUGCAUUAAUAUUAUGUAUUGCAUUAUAACUUGUAUUGUGUGUCAGAUAAAUAUAUAUCAGUGAAGUUGAAUAAAAGAAAUUAAUAAAACUGGAAAAUGGUGAAGGCUGUAUAUAGGAUGGAAAGUUUAUAAAGUUUUAUAGUUGUAAUAUAAGGCAGAGCUGUGAUUAGCCAUACAAAUACUAUAAACCAAUAAUGAUAGCUUUACUGAAUAUGUACAGAAAAUAUACAGUUAUAGAGCAAAUAAAUUAUUUGAGAAAACUAUCAAGAAGCCACCAGGGCCCUUUGGCCUUAUACCUUCAGCAAUAUCCUUAGCAGCCAACAUUUAAAGAUGACUGCUAGUUCUCUACAGUGUGAGGAUACAGAAUUUCAAAUCACUGUUUAGUUUAUGUUCAUUGCCUACUACAUUUCAAUCAUUCUUAUAGCUCAUUGUUACAUAUCCACAUUACCACAACCUAUCCUUUUUAUUGAAAGUAUUUCAUCGAUUUUAUUGUGAUUAUUAUUUCUUAUCAAGUCCAGGGGCUAUAUAAACAUAAGUAAGCCAAUAUUGUUUUCUCCUGGUGGCUCUGUACAGACAUUGAAACUGAGUGAUGCAACUCACCCCCAAAGCUUGAAGCUUCACAUACGGUUAAUGAAACAAUUAAAUAUCUUCAUUCAGAUCUUGGCCAUUUUGAUGACGGGCAGAUGUAAUGUAUCAUACCAUAUAUUAACAUCUGAACAGUUCAAAUCUCGUUCAGACAAUCACAUUGUAGGGAUAGGAGUUAUGUCUAGCUGGUGACCAUAAUGGUGUUCAGUGACCUAAGAUUUUUCUUGAGUAAGGUGGUCAGCUUGAGGUGAUAAAUUCUACAUACAAGUUGUUGUUGGUCAAUCGUAAGUAGGGCUUCAGUUUUCUGAGUUGUCUUUCUUCUUUCGUCUUGUGAAUGAUAGGUAUAUAUAAGCUCAAACAACAAUUGAGAAGCAGAGAAACAAUAGCAAUUUAUGGAUAGUUUAUCAUUUACUAUAAAUACCAUAUAUUUCAGGUGACAGAAAAACUGAUUUAUUAAAUUGAUUACAAAGAAGUGGACACGUACAUGCAAAACCUUUUAACUCAGAUGUUGUUUCAGAAUGUAUAUUAGAUUCAAGUUAUAAAUUGUUUGUGCUAGAGGCAAGCUGUAUUUUCUGUCCAUUUUGACUUUUCAGGUACUAUAAAGUUUUGGUAACUGUAUCCUUAAGAUAGUCACAGUGAUUUAAGGUUGAUAUGCCUUAAUCUUGUCAUUGUAUGGUGCUAGAAUAUGAUUAUUGUGGUACAGAACUGAUACAGUUACCGAAAGUUCAGAAUGGGUAGAGAACAAAGCGUACAUCAAGACACUGCUAUUUUUGUUUUUGUUUGUUAUUUGUGCAUUGGAUCAUCACCCCCUGCAAUAUGUAGUAAAAUGUUUUAAAUUCUUUGGUCAUUUAUGUGACAGGAUAGUGUUGUAUCACUUGAGAAGUAGAAUUUCUUCUUUGUAUCUUAUGUUUUGCUUGUUUAUUAAGUUGAACUUCAAAACAUACAUUGGCAAAUAAUUCAUUAUGACCAUAGUAACCUAAAGUAUUGUGAUGCCAUUAAACUUUUUUUUUUAAUAGAAUAUCCUCAGUCCAGCCUAAAUACUUAACAACAUUUAGUCUCCUGUGCAUUCUUUCCAUUCCUGUUUUAGCACUAUAGACAAAAAACUUUCCCAAUUGGCCAUAUACCAUCAGCUUACCUUUAAUCCACACUUUUAAUGAAUUCCUGAAAUACCAUCUCUUUCAGUAGCUUUUGACUAAUAACCCGCUACAUUUUGUCCUUUUUGAAGAUCUAAACCUGCCUGAGCCUUACACCUUCUUAGGAUGUUCUUAAUGAGGUCCUUCUUUUGUAUGAACUUUGAGUGUAUUGUGAGUCAAAUUCUCCAGCAAAAUGCCAAAUCUUUCAUGACAGCAUGGUGACUAUGUAGUGAUGUCAGUAUUUUUACUGCUGCUUUAUUGGUCUGUUGAAUUAGAAAGGAGAGAAAGUGUAAAGCAUUUUAAAUGAUAUUAUUAUAUAUAUCUUGUAAAAGUUAACUUCUGAUAUUUGGAUUAUUUGCUGGGGAUAUCUUUAAAGGAUAAAAAAAAUCAUGCACUGUACCUCCUCUAUGCAUACUAUUAAUCACUGGCAAACCUUGAUUGGAAUUGUGUAAUUUGAAAUUGUUGGCCUAUCUUUUAUUUUACCAGUGAAUUAAUUUCUAUGGGCAGCAGUCAUACUCAGUUAUGGUUCAUAAUUUACCAUGGAAUUAUUAUUGAAGAUUGCUUUAACAGCAAUGUAAGAUAAUAUAAUGUGCACUGUUGAUUGUUUACUAUAUAGUCUAUUUAAACAUAAUCCGAUAUUUAGGCAAUAUAAUUUUCCCAUCAUAACAACUUGUGCAUAUGAUUUACUUUAACAAGCCUUACUUCUAAGCAAAAGAGUAAAUUUCAGUUAACAAAAUUCUUAAACAUUUUUAUGUUGUAAUUUUGGUGUAUGGGUGAUAGCAUAGAGCAUUUAUGGAAAAAUGCAACCUUACAGAGAAUUAAUUACAAGGUAUAGCUUUUUUCUACAGACCUGUUUAUUUACAUGUAUAUGGAUUUUAGAUUGAAUUUCAUCCAUAUUUAUAACAUUAUCAUGAUGUUUGAUUAAUAAAUGUUUGUGUUCAUGUGUUAUCAUACAACAUGUGUAUGUUCAUGUUUGUGCUUUCCUACAUAUAUUUGUAUAUAAGUAUAGAGCAAGUCUUUUGCUAUGUUUACAAUGUAUGAUAAAAAGAUGUACUUUGGAAUGCACUGGUGAACAUGGACCUGAGUAUGUAAAAAUAUUGUUUUAUUUUUUUAUAAUGUUAAAACAAGCUUUUUAUUUGAUUCUUUUAACUUUUUUUUUCAAAUAUUCAGAACCUAGAUAAAAGAGACCACACAUGUACCAAAUACCACAUGUAAACCAGAGACCACAAAUGCACCAUGGUCCUGGGGCAUCACCCCCCCCCCCCCAAGAAAAAAAUGGAUUGAAGCCCCUGCCACAGACCACAAAUGAACUAGAGACCACAGAAGCACCACAGAUCACACAUGAACUAGAGACCACACAAGCACCACAGAUCACACAUGAACUAGAGACCACACAAGCACCAUAGUCCUAACACAUGAACUAGAGACCACACAAGCACCACAGACCACACAUGAACUAGAGACCACACAAGCACCACAGACCUAACACAUGAACUAUGAACUAGACACCACACAAGCACCACAGACCACAUAUGAUCUAGAGACCACAAAUGAACUAGAGACCACACAUGCACCACAGACCACAUAUGAACCACAGACCACAUAUGAACCACAGAACACACACACCAAACCACAUACACACCACAGAUGCAUGUGUGCACACUUACACACACACACACACACACACACACACACGCACAUGCCUUCCCCCCCCCCCCACACUGUAUUUUUUAUCGGUAUAUUCAAAGGAAUUCCCUCUUAAUUUCUAUAUUUACUUUUGAAUAUUAUAAUUUCUAAUAUAAAAUUAUGAGAAAGUAAUACAAUAUUAGAGUUUAUCAUACCAUUUGUAAUUACAUUGUGUAUUAUGAUGUCAUGCUGAGAGUUUAUUUAUAGGCAAAUGUAAAGCCAGUUCAAUGAUAAUCAAGAAACAACUGCUGCCCGCAAUGGUAAGAGUCAGUAGCUUUUUUUCUCUCUUUAUUUCCUAAAAUUUAUGCAAACUACUGAGAUAUUACUUAACAUUGUUAGUCUUGAUGAUUUGAAAAUAGAAUAUAACAUUUGGUGAGUAUGGAAUAAUUUAUGCAAUAGCCACAGUUUCAGAGCAAGCUCAAAGUAACCAUUUUCAUAUAGGUAACAUUAUAGAUAACCAAAAUAAUGGAAAAAUAAGAAACACAUUAUGUUCUACUUAUUGAUAGAAAAUGUAUUACUGAUUCAGAAAUAUCAGGCAGAUUACCAAACAUCUGUAAGGUGUUCAGCUAUUCACAAUUUCCAGCACAUUUCUCUCUUUUCUCAUUCACUGGGUUAAUAUGUGAAAGACUGGUGGAAGGCAAGUGAGAAUUUUCUUGUUUAUCAUAUAUUCAUCAAUAAUUGUGAACUUAAUAACUUGUCUCUGACAGCUUGAUUAGGAGCUUAAUUAUUUUUCUAAAUAAGGUAUUUUGUGUUGCAUGUCAUUCAGAUUUGCUAAAAAGAAAUUGUGAAAAACCAUGGUGUUAUUUUUAUGCAUUGAAAUUGUGCCUUUUUCUAUGACUCAGACUCGAGUGAUGGCAAGAAAGAUGAACACGUUUUUGAAAUCAUAUUUUUUACUAUCCAGCCUAAGCAAACUUUCUCAUACUUGCAUCUUUAAACCCAAUAUGAAGCCAAGAGAUUGAAUAUAUGUUAUUAUAAAUAUGUGGUAUCAACCUAGAGUUUAUCACAAGCAAGACCUUAGCUACUGAGCCAGUGAUGACAGCAGUAUAGAUGAUGCAUUUUGAAUCAUGUUCUGGUUCAAAAUUAUAAUCAGGAUAUCUUUUUUUUUUCUUUAUGUUUAUUAUUAUUGUUAAAGUUAUGAGUAGGUGCUGUUCUCAUAAUUUCUGCCAUUCUUCAUUUAUGAACUCUGUAAAUGCCUGAACAUGGUUUUUGGAACUGGAGCAAUAAAUAUGUCAUUUUAGAGAUGAGUAGAAGCAUUGAUACACUUUGUGGUUUGGGAGAAACAAUAACUUGUAUACAUUUAUCUCCGCUACAUAAGUUUUGUAGCAUUGUGAUAGAAUGAAACGUAAUUUUGAAAAGUCUUUUAGUAUUAGAAUGUUUGUAAUAUAGACCCUUUUUUGGUUGAUUGAUCUGUAAUAAGUUUUAUAGUGUUUUUAUCCCUAAGUUAAGAAUAUGACUGAAAUCCUCAUAUUGUAAUUAUAAACCUGUUCUUGGUUUAACCAAGUCUGUUGUGUAUAUUUUUAUCAUGAAACUUUAGAGUAUAUAAGUCAGACAGCUGGUUGUGCGAGAAGUGUAAUAUAUCCAGCAGAUGAAACAUUGUUUUCUUACAUUUCAUCUUCAUCCCUCAUAAAGAAAAUCCUUUCCAUUAGCCAGAACUCUAUCCCCUUUUGAGCAAGUCUUUAUCAUAUGCAGGAAACAUCCCUCUGACCAGAACCUGUUCUUCCUUCCAGUAUCCUUGCUAUCCAGAGCAUUCUUUCCUAUGACUUUCCUUUCCAAGAGAACCCCCCCCCUCAGUCUUAUUAUUUGCUUUAUUCCUUAAAAGUAAACUUGUACUAUAGAUAUAUGUCAGAGCUUAAUCACCAAACCUAUGUAUCCUCAAGGUCAUUCUUUUAUGAAAGUAUAUGUUAUCCCAUGAAUUUGUUUUUCCUCUCAUCAGAAUUCAUUACCUUCAUAACACUCUUACCCCUUCAUUAGAGCAUCAUAUAACCACCAGAGCCUUAAACUCUUCCAACAUGAUGUCAUAUCUUUUGAAGAUAUCUUGCAUUAUCUACCAGAACUCAUGUAGUGUCACAGAGAUCAAUGAUAUAUCCCUGUUAAUCUUUUUCAUAAAUGAAACAGCCUUCCAUGUUCAUUUUCUGUUAUUAUACUCAGUUAUCCAUUUUGCUGUCAAGUGAAAGUAUUAAAUAUUUGUUGCAGUCUAGUCAGUAAAAGAUCUUCCUAGUGUCAAAUAGCUACAAGAAAUUGUUGACAUUUGUAAAUGCAAUGUUACUAUAGUAACCCUAUGAAACUAGGCUAUCUAUAACUUUGCUGUAUUUAUUUAUUACCAUUAAUAAUUUACUGUAUUUUGGCAUUUACCUUACUUCAUAUACUUCAACUUCUUUUCUGAAAGCUUAGGAAUUAGCUCUCAUUUUGCACAUAAUAAAUGUCCUAAGUUCAUUCCUCCUUAUCCUUUUUUUGUAAGUAGCUUCUUGUAUCAUCCCACAACAGGAAACAACUGAUCGUCUCCAAUACUAACUUUAUUAAUUUUUCGAUGACAACUUUCUUUCUGUGUUGGGAUGCUAGAUUCCACCGGCACCAUCCAUUCAUAUAAUUUGCAUUUUUUCCCAUUUGACUUCAGAUGCAAACAUUGGAAGUCUUGUCAAGUACCAAGGUCAAAGGCCUUAAUGGUUGGUCAGAACUUGGUUGAGUGACAAGUGUUCCUUUCUUCUUAUUCUUAAGCAUUGGGUGACUUUCAAUAUUACAGGGAAAGAUAUUAAUAAAUAGAGAAGCUUGUGAACAAACCCUUGCAGUUGUAAUUUAGUAAUAAUUUGAUCUGUUUAAAUAUUAUAAGCAUCCAUAUGUUAAAAUAUUAAUAGAGGACCUUGUUCACAUUCUUCAAAAAAAAUAUUCUUUUUUACCUGCAUUUUGUCAAGCUCCUCAAAGAUGGUUUUUAAAUGUUCUGGUCUCACUCAUUCUAUGAUCAGGGACGCUCAGUUUUUACUUCUUACAAAAAAUAAAUGUAAAUAGAUUA
Molecule: messenger RNA, 8323 nt
Organism: Penaeus monodon (black tiger shrimp)
Lineage: Eukaryota; Metazoa; Arthropoda; Malacostraca; Decapoda; Penaeidae
Biological process (GO): sodium ion transmembrane transport; neuronal action potential; calcium ion import
Cellular component (GO): neuron projection; plasma membrane; voltage-gated sodium channel complex
Molecular function (GO): voltage-gated sodium channel activity; low voltage-gated calcium channel activity
Source: RefSeq, a predicted model, not a curated record